Messenger RNA from Moneuplotes crassus, 278 nucleotides. The record is from the annotation of a GenBank genome assembly. Lineage: Eukaryota; Ciliophora; Spirotrichea; Euplotida; Euplotidae.
GGAUCGUUGAGAAAUAGAAUUGAAAUUUACCUAAUGUUAAAUGGAGAAUUAGAAGUGAAUUUUCCAUAAAAAAGGAGCAAAAGAAACUAAAUUCAGCAAUUUGAAUAACUUUGGAACUGAGCCUGAUUAUUGAGUUAAAAUGGAGAAAGAAUUAAAAGGGUAUCAGUCUUAUCUGGAGGUGAGAACUUUAUGAAAUCUAAAUAAUGCUUAUUUCUCUUUUUGGCAUUAUAUAAUCAUGUCUUUUUAGAAUCAAAUAUCUUUAUAAACUUUAACUUUUU